CAAACUCAUAGAUAAAACAUCCUUUAUUUCCAAUUUUCCCUUUCUUUUACCGUCUUUGUGAGCUAUGUAAUUGUGGGUUUCCCAAAUGAGUUAGUUGAUUUCGAAUUGAUUGUGCGCUUAUCAGGAGGCUACAGAAAGAAUCGCGAGAUUCCCGUUUAUGAUUCGUGAAUUGGAUUUAGGAUCUUUGGCGUGAAUUAUUAGGAUAGGGAAAGAAUGCGAGAUCUUCUGAUGGCCAAUGAAGAAGUGAAUCCGUCGAUAUGGGCAGCCUGUGCCGGAGUCACAAGUGUGGAACCACUACAGGGAACUGUCAUCUACUUCCCACAGGGUCAUGUCGAGCAAUGCACCAACUCCGAUCAAGUUAGAACUCUCUGCGCUCAAUUGCCAGCUUCGACUUACCGUAUCAGCUCCGUAUCUUACCUUGCGGAUACACGUACCGACGAAGUGUAUAUGCAUCUCAUUCUCAAUGUGUGUCGGCCUGAAGAACGCAAUACUGCAACAGUUGCAACAGCUGCAAGACCAGAGCCGGUUGCUAAGUUGCUUCUGCCUACCGGAUUCAUCAAGGUCUUAGAAAGGGAUGAUAUAGAUGGUGAUCAGUGCUCCAUCGACAAAGCUUGUCUUUGGGGUGGAUUUGUUUUUCCCCAAAGAAAACCUUCAGUUAAACAUCCAUGAUAUACAUGGACGCCUCUGGCACUUUGAGCACAGGUAUGACUCAGUUCUUGAGAUGCAUAUCCGUUUGCAACGGAUGGCAAUCGUUUGUAGCCAGCAAGAAUCUGUCUCAGGGAGACUCUCUUGUGUUUUUGAAGAAGGAAGAGGGAUUCACCAUUGGAAUUAGGAGGAGUAACAAGAGCUUUAGCUCUUCUCUCUUCAACUGCCAACAUUUGGCAGGUGAUGCUGACGAUAGUGGGGUGUUGAGGAGGACUGGGGCUGGCUCAGUGCAGGUAUUGUCUGAAAUCUUGGGAAAGGCUCUUAAGAAGAGGAAAGAUCCCAUUGAGCUUGAUUAUUACCCAUGUGUUGGCUCUUCCUGCUUCGUGGUUGAUGCUGCAAGAGUAGUGGCUUCAACAGGGAGAAUGGAUUGGCAUGUGGGCCUAAAAGUCAGGAAAGCCAGAUUUGUAAAGGACCAGUUGAAGACGUUUUAUCAACAAGGAGUGGUGACUGGAGCCCAAAAAUUUCCAGGUAGAUUCAAAUCUUCUCUUUGGAGACAACUUCAGGUCAAAUGGGACAAGUGCUAUGAUGAAGCCGAAUGUGAAUCAUCAUGCAAUUUCUGGGAGGUUGAGCCGCUUGAGACCUCUAACAAGAGAUCUACUACUCCAGACCUCACACUGUUCGGCUUCAAACUCAACUAGUGUUGAGCCUACGCUACUUUUUUUUUUGGUGUUGCAAAGUUCGAUAUUGGACGUUGCUGGUAUAUCUUGAUGAAAACAUAAGGAUAGUUGACAUUUGUUUCAUCUGAUGAGUUUCACAUGCUUAUAUGAAAUGAUCAUUGAGAGUCUUUUUUUUCGUUUGGCAGUUAUGUAGCUUGAGAGUCAGUUUAGUAAACUAGUUUGGUUAAUAGCAGUGACAACCAUUAGAUGCUAUAGUUAUCAUGACUUCCCUAAGCAGGGCCGAAUUGCUGUCAACUCUAGGGUAAAUGUUCAU
Molecule: messenger RNA, 1635 nt
Organism: Thlaspi arvense
Lineage: Eukaryota; Viridiplantae; Streptophyta; Magnoliopsida; Brassicales; Brassicaceae
Source: the annotation of a GenBank genome assembly